UCUCCAUGGGGAUUUAUGGUUGGUGUCCGUGAAUGCUGUUGCCAUGGAAGCAUGACCGCCCCAACCCACUCCUCUUUGCCCCACCACUGUCCCUCCAUGCACUGAAUAGGGGCGUGUGGAUGGCCUCUCUCCAGGCUCCACUCUCUAUAUCUGUCCCGUGGGAGUAGGGUGCACAGCUCAGAGGAAGAGAGCCGAUCAGAUGGAGAAAAGGAAAAUGGCAGUGGCAUCUUUGUAGGGCGCAGGGUUUUUUGGUUGGAAAGUAAAGGGAGGAAAGGAGAAUAGGGCAAGAGGAGGAAGUACGUUAGAAAGACCAGAGAAGUCAACGAAGGAAGCAACAGUAGGUUUAACGUGUCGCCAUGACAACAGAGGCAGGCUCCGAGACGGAGGUGAAGGAGAACGCGGAGGAAAAGUCAGCUGCCCGGCUCGACCAAUCAAAGAAGGCCACAGAGAAGACCCAGGAAGUGGUAGAGGAGGGUGAGGCGGAGAAGGAGAAAGAGGGCAAAGGAAUUACUCGCUAUUUGCCAACAUGGUUUAAGAAGCAGAAGUCUCAAAGCCAGACCUCCCCAACUAAGGAGGACCCACCCACAGAGGAGCCUGUCAGUAAGGUGAAUCAAGAGGAGGCGCACGUCCCUGAAGUCAACGGUCACGCAGAGGAGGUGGAAGAGAAGGAGCAAGUGAAGGAAAAAGAAUCCGAGUCCCAUUCCAACGCCAGUGCUGACACAGAGCCUGCCGGGGAAGAAAAAGUAGAGGAGAGCGCCCAGAAAAGUCUCGAGAGCACGGAGGAGACUCAAGAAGUAGCUGAGAAGGAGGAAGACAAGAAGGAGGUAGAAAAGGACAGACGCCAAGGCCAAACUUCCAUUUUCCAGUCGCCGCUCCGUUUGGUGAGGAAGAACAAGAUGAAACUGGUGGUGUGCCACGUGACCCUGCUGGAUGGGUCGGACUUCACCUGCGAGGUUGAAAAACGUGCCAAGGGCCUAUUCUUAUUCUUCAAGGUGUGCGAGCAUCUUAAUCUCCUGGAGAAAGACUACUUUGGUCUAACUUACAAGGACCACCAUGAGCAGAAGUGUUGGUUGGAUCCCACCAAGGAAAUCAAAAGGCAAAUUCGCAGUAACAACUGGCAGUUUGCAUUCAACGUCAAGUUUUACCCCCCCGACCCCUCACUGUUGUCUGAAGAUAUCACAAGGUACCUGUUGUGUCUGCAGCUACGUGAAGAUGUGGCGUCAGGUCGACUCCCCUGCUCAUUUGUCACUCACGCUCUGCUGGGCUCCUACACGCUGCAGGCAGAAAUUGGUGACUACGAACCCGACCAACCUCGUCCUCUGGACUACAUCAACCAGCUGACUUUUGCCCCCAAUCAGAGCAAAGAGAUGGAGGAGAAGAUUCUGGAGCUCCACAAAUCCCACAAGGGAAUGACACCAGCACAGGCCGACUGCCAAUUUCUAGAAAAUGCCAAGAAGCUGUCCAUGUACGGGGUGGACCUGCACCACGCUAAGGACUGUGAGGGCGUGGACAUCAUGCUGGGAGUGUGUGCUAAUGGACUCCUGGUCUACAAGGACAGGCUGCGGAUAAAUCGCUUUGCCUGGCCCAAAAUACUCAAGAUCUCCUACAAGAGGAACAACUUUUACAUCAAGAUCAGACCUGGAGAGACGGAGCAGUUUGAGAGCACAGUGGGAUUCAAACUCCAGAAUCAUCGCUCGGCCAAAAGGCUGUGGAAGGUCUGCGUGGAGAAUCACAGUUUCUUCAGACUAAACGCUCCAGAACAACCUCCCAAGGCCCGUUUCCUGACUCUGGGCUCUAAGUUCCGUUACAGCGGACGCACACAGAAUCAAACGCGCAUGGCGAGCACCCUCAUAGACCGCCCGGCGCCCGCUUUUGAACGCACCUCAUCGAAACGCAUCAGCCGUAGUUUAGACGGAGCUCCAAUGAUCAGCAUAACAGAUACCAGCAGGGAAGCUGAGAACGGACACGAGCCUCAUCUGGAGCUCCACUCUGACUCCAAGAGUCCAGGGAGAGUGCGGGGGGAUAAUAUUUAUGUGAGGCACAGUAAAUUGAUGUUAGAGGACCACGAUAAGACCCAAGAUGAGGUACUGAAACACCAGGCUAGCGUUAGUGAGCUAAAGCGCUCCUUUAUGGAGGCGUCGCCCCCCUCCCCUCCUCAGCUCAACCUGUGGGAGAAGCAUCUCACCUCGUCUCCAGCCACAGCGACGCGUGUCCAACAGCAGACAGUGGUCCUUGAGGAGGAGGCCGCCGGCACAGCUGAUAACUGCGAUGCCAAAGAACCCUCCAAGACGACGGAAGUUGAAAUUGAGGAAACAGUUGUCGUCCAAGAGAUUUCCAAAGCGGCCAAACCGGCAGAGGCGCUUCAGACUUGGGAAGGGCAAGUCCAAGGAGGCGCAGGGCUUGAGAAGAAGCGUGAAAGCAUUUCGUCGGAGAGCGAGAGCGAUGAGGAAGCGGAGUAUCAUCCGAAUGUCUCCCUGUCUAUUCGCCACGCUCAAAUACCUGAGGAGAAAGAGGAGGAGGAAGAAGAGCAGGAGCGGAAGGAACUUUCCGCUUCUUCCUCUCCUGUUGAGUUCAAUCAGGCUGCAGCAGCCGUAGAAGAUGAAGGCAAGGAUUGUGCAGAGGAGGAGAAGAAGGAAGUUGGCGCAGAAGAACCAAUGAAGACGCCCGACAAAGCUCCUAAUGGAAUGACGCCGCAUGAAGAGGUGAUGUGUGUUACCACUGAGGAAGAAGAGCUGCCCAAAGUGAACGGGGAAGACUCGGUGGUGGAGGCGCGGUCGCAGGUUAUUUGUUGCUCUGAGCCACCUGUGGUAAAGACAGAAAUGGUGACAAUAUCAGACACGUUUGCGGCGCAGAAAAGCGAGAUAGCCACCAAGGAAGUGCCCAUCGUACAUACGGAAACCAAGACCAUCACAUACGAAGCCGCACAGCUUGAUGGAAGUGGCGACGGUGAGCCCGGAGUGUUGAUGACAGCUCAGACAAUCACCUCAGAGUCUCUGUGCACCACCACCACCACGCACAUUACCAAGACAUUAAAGGGCGGCCUGUCAGAGACGAGGAUUGAGAAGCGCAUCGUCAUCACCGGCGACUGCGACAUCGACCACGACCAGGCUCUGGCCCAGGCCAUUAAGGAGGCCAAAGAGCAACAUCCUGACAUGUCUGUCACCAGAGUGGUGGUUCAUAAAGAAACUGAACUGGCCGAGGAGGACGAUUGACACAACUCAGAGCUGAAGAGCCCAUCCUGAAGGACGACCAUCUCAUCAUCAUCAUGACAAAAGCGAGAGAGAGAGAGAGCGCGCCUCCUCCAAGACAUCGGUCCCUCUAAAACAAAAUCAAAUAAUGACAAUACGCUGAGGGAGCGGGAAAAACACUUCCGUUAGCUAACAUUUAUAGUGUUAUUAAAGUGUUUACCAAAAGAGACAAUACUCAUGUACAAGCUGAAUAAGCAAGAUAAAUGAUUACCAUCAUUGUUCCCACACACUGUCAUAUAGCGCCAUCUUCAGACGCGUUAGUUUGCUCUUAGCAUCUUCCCUCCUUGUGACGAUAUUGCAGUCAAAUGUACAGUACAGUACAGUACUAGCCAAACAACCAUUAUCACUCACUAACGGUACCAACCACUCAUUCCUCAAGCUUCUCUUUUCUUUCUUCUUCUGCUCCUCUUCUACAUUUGUGUGUUCACAGCAUUUCAAACUAGAUUUUUGUACUAAAUGGGCAUGAUUUGACGCUACAAAUUGUAUGUGUAGUUCCUGUUCCUAUGCAGACAGGCAAGGGAGCACAUUUUUAUUUAGGAGAGUUAAAUGUUUGCGAGGUGGCUUUUUCUCACUGUUUGAACCCUCCCGGUGGUUUUACACAGACAACCUGAAGUUGAUAUGAAAAGACAACAUGGAGGUGAGGUGAAUGUGACAGGAUGCGUAGAGAACACAAUGGCUAAUUUUGUUUUCUUAUUGAGUGAAUGUUUAAUUUCUUAAAUAUUCCACGCCACUAAAGUACAGCUGAUAAGUGACAUGUCACGGUGCUUAGGUGACACUUAUGACGGAGACUACCUUUGAACUUUUUCUCUGGGAGUUUUGUGCUCUUCUUUCUCUCCCGUCUUUUCUCUCAUUUAAAAAUGAAAAUAUUGGCAAGUACCUUACAGUGGACAGUCGGUUCAUAUUUGCAUUUGAACAUUGAUCGGGGGAAAUUCUGGUCUUUCUGGUGGAAAUUAUUGGAAGGUGGAAACAUUUUCUAGGGCUGUCCCGAUCCAUUAUUGAAAUUGAAUAUCGCUGAGGUAUCAGCAAAAAACAAGUAUGGGAAUAUAUGCGCUUGCAUAACUGUGUGGUACAAUCUUUGAUACAAGCAGUCCUGCAGCGUGUUUACUUGUUUACAGUUAACAUCUAAAUGUCCUACAAUAAGCACACAAGGUUGUUCUUUUCUUGUAUUUUAGUCAAGUCAUUUACAAAAGGUAAACAUGGUAGGCUACAGGCUGCUAGGACCUAGCAGCUACACAACAGCUAAGCACACAAUACCACACAAGCUAGACAUAUGUAAUAAGUGUCCUUAAUUGAACAAUAUUGCAGUCUAAAAGAGCACAUUUAUCAAUAUAAACAAGUAUCAAAUAAUUGUACUUACAUAUUACUUACACAGACGUGUAUUAGAAAGUAUCCAGUAACAAACAUGUCUGCAUCAUUCAGCUUACUGCGUCAGGAGCUUCAUUUAAUGAAUUACUGUGACCACUGGGUGUCAAAAUAUCACUCCACUUCAACUUAGAGAAAGCAUACAUCCAUUUCAGAUGGUCAAUAUUAAAUAUAUUAGUGUUUUUCAUACCUACCAUUCAUUGUUCUUUGACUAAUUUCACUUUAGCCAACAUUUUUUUUAACAUUUCACAGUACAAAAUAAUUAAAGUAUGUUGGUAUCGUAUCGUAUCGUAUCGUAUCGUAUCGAAUCAAUCUGCCAAUACUCAAGGCUCCAAUAUCAGUAUCGGAACUGAAAACGUUGUACUGGGAAACCCUUAGAAUUGUCCCUUGCUUUCCAGAAAAUAUCUCUUUGAAAUGCAAAUAUUGUCAGGUAUGAGAAGACACCAGUUGACAGUUGAAACAUGUCAAGGUAAAACUAUUUAGUAUACUGAACGUAAAAACGGAAAACAAGAAACUAAACAUGUAUAGAUCACAUGAUCACCACUGGUACCGUUUGUCUAGACUAAAGUCAUAUUUUGUGCUUAGCUAAAUGAAAGUUUUGCAAUUGUGAUGUCAUUUAAAAAAAAAAAAUCAGCCUGUUUUAGGUUUGACGGUGCUGCUUUUUACACACAACAAGGGGCAGUGAACGCAGCAUUGAAAGGGUGAAAGAUGCACAUAAUCGUGAUUAGCACUAAGAUAAAUAUGAACAUUUUAAAAAACUACAUAACAUUCCGUGUCUAUAGAUUGAGCCACACUGUCCUGUUUUGACUGGAGUAAAAACAUUUGAAUUUGAUUUGUUUGAGUACACUUUUAAAUAUAAUUUUUUGAACCCCAAGUGUUAUUCUUAUUGUUUCUGUAUUCAACAUUUGCAUUGCAAUGACAUUCCAGUUUGAUCUUCUGGCAAAGAAGAUUUUAAAAUAAAUAAGAAAACAUGUUGCAUAAUACGUCACAUGCUGUAGAGGUAUUUUGCCCAGUCUAUUCUUCUGUAAAACUUAACAUUUUCUCUUUGAUGUUUGUUUUUUAAUGAACACCAUUCACUAGCUUCUUGUAGCUGUCUUUUUAGAAAUUAGGAGUAGUGGGACUGCCUAUCUAAAGCUUUCCUGGUGGUCCUGGUAAAUGUACGUGUGAAUUUACCAGGAUUUCUCAAAUCAAGGCAGCUCUGCAAAGUCACAAAUGCUGCCUUUAAAAAAAAAAAAUCAUCUGUAAAAUGCAAUUUGUUGUCAACAAUCAAAACCAGCUUGCAGCAUCGUUUUGUAUUUUCCCACUCACACUUGCAAGAAAACAUGAGAAUGUUCUGAAAGUCCACCAGCUGCCCCACUGCUCCACAGUAGCCCACCUGUGUCCACACUAGGUUUCUUUCUAGACAUUUAAUUGUCCUGUAUUACACAAAGCAACUCUUUCCCUGUGUAACACUUUCAAUAAAGGAUUUUA
Molecule: messenger RNA, 6080 nt
Organism: Entelurus aequoreus (snake pipefish)
Lineage: Eukaryota; Metazoa; Chordata; Actinopteri; Syngnathiformes; Syngnathidae
Gene: epb41l2
Product: erythrocyte membrane protein band 4.1 like 2
Exons: 24
Coding region: 357-3212 (951 amino acids)
Biological process (GO): cortical actin cytoskeleton organization
Cellular component (GO): cytoskeleton; plasma membrane
Molecular function (GO): actin binding; structural molecule activity
Source: RefSeq, a predicted model, not a curated record